AUGAAUUUAAAGAUCGGAGACUUUCUUUGUGAUAAAUUUAUCGAGAAAAAUGUGUCUCCAAUAAGCCGAAAAUAUUUUCUGCAUUUGUGGUUCUAUUUAUUGAUUUAUGUUCGAUGUUUAAAUUCAGAUUUAACAUCGUUUGACUUUUCUAUAGGUUAUGUGCAUGAAAAUGCAAAGAAAUUUCGUUGUGAAGAUUGUGGAAAAGCAUUCCGUUUCAAGUCCGAAUUAGAACGUCAUCGCAGGAUUCACACGGGAGAAAAGCCAUUCUCUUGUCAGUUCUGCGCUCGAAGAUUCAGCCAUGAGUGGAAUUUAAGACAGCACGUUAUGAUUCAUUUUGGAGAGAAACCUUUUACCUGCGACCAUUGCAAACGGAGCUUUACACAAAGACAAAAUCUAGUAAAACAUCUUCGCAUUCACACAGGAGAAAAGCCAUUCUCUUGUCAGUUCUGCGCUCGAAGAUUCAGCCAUGAGGGGAAUUUAAGACAGCACGUUAUGAUUCAUUCUAGAGAGAAACCUUUCACCUGCGACCAUUGCAAACGGAGCUUUACACAAAGACAAAAUCUAGUAAAACAUCUUCGCAUUCACACGGGAGAAAAGCCAUUUUCUUGUCAUUUCUGCGCCCAAAGAUUCAGUGAUAAGUCUAAUUUACGACAACACGUUAUGAUUCAUUCUGGAGAGAAACCUUUUACCUGCGACCAUUGCAAACGGAGCUUCACACGAAGACAACAUUUAAUAAAACAUGUUCGCAUUCACACACGGCAAAAGACUUGAAAAUUGUUUUGAAAAUUCAGGUUAAGUUAUCACAGGAAACACCUUUCAAAUAAAUAUUCGUAAAGCUCUUUUUCUCUUUUAAAUUUUGAAUGUUUUAGAAUUCUUCCAGUGUUUAUUUUAUGGAUGUUCUUUCAAAAUGUGU
This is a messenger RNA of Centruroides sculpturatus (bark scorpion), 913 nucleotides long. Its product is annotated as gastrula zinc finger protein XlCGF8.2DB-like. Lineage: Eukaryota; Metazoa; Arthropoda; Arachnida; Scorpiones; Buthidae. The transcript is spliced from 2 exons. Gene Ontology annotation, molecular function: RNA polymerase II cis-regulatory region sequence-specific DNA binding; DNA-binding transcription factor activity. The record is from RefSeq and is a predicted model, not a curated record. Bases 1 to 771 code for a protein of 256 amino acids. Gene Ontology annotation, biological process: regulation of transcription by RNA polymerase II.